CCCACACCCUUCCUUCCUCUCCCUCCCCCAGAGCCGUGUGCUUGGGCCGUGGUAGGCCGACCAGGGAUGGGGACGGGGGCCUUUGCAUGGCGCGAGCAUCCUGGGAGAAAGCAGUGACUGGAGGCGGGAAGGGCAGAGCAGAGGGGACCGGCCAGAUUUAUGUCUCCUGUCUCCUCUGACCCACACAGCUGCCUCUCAGCAGCACGUGGAGUUUUCCACACCAGGGCCCCCCCACUCAGUUUCCUCCAAAACCUCCGCCCUUCCCUCCCUUUGUCUUCCUGUGCCCCCCCCCACCAUCCUCCUUAGGGAGGGGCCUCUGCCCAGGGGCAGGAAUGGGCAUUUGGCACAGAGUCCUCAGAGUUCUUCAGAAAAGUUACAGACUCAGGACAUCCCCAGAGAUGGAAGGUCGGGACCCAGUCCCCACCCAGCCUGCUUUGCCCCACACCCACCCCGUGCCAGGCUCAGCGUGGGCCUGUCUUACUUCACUGCAUACCUCUCGUUCCACAGCCCAGACGGCCUGGCCUGGGGGGAUAGGGGAGGAGGCACCUGAGGGGAGCACCAGGGAACCUGGCCCCGGGAGGGGCUCAGUGGGGGAUACACUUGGCUCAGUGAUGUCCGCGUGAGUGCCCUGUCCCCUGGAGACGGAGUCCCUGCUGCAUUUGGAGGAGGAGAACCACAGCUGUCCCGGCUGUGGCCUAGGGGCAGGAAAUGAUAACCUUCCACACCAGCGGGACAGGUGCUCAGCAGGCGUUCAGCGUGGGCUUGGGGUGGGGACCCGGAGGUUUCUAAUCCGUCAUAAUUAAUAGAGCUGGUGACAGUUCUGAUAACUGAGCUGCUUAGAUUAGCCAUGGGAUCACAUCCUGGGCCUGUGAUUUAUCCCCCUCAGUGGCCCUUGGCAGCAAGAUCAAGCUUGGUGCCGAGAGGCAAAGAUCAACCCAACGGGGGGGGGGGGAAUUCAAGUUUAGGAAGUUGAGGUUUGGAGGAAAGCAGCCCACUGGUGGCCUCACCCCAGCCGGUGGUACCCAGUCCCCGGGUGGUCAGCAAGGAGGGAGCAAUUCACACUUGCCGGGAGCUUUUGAUCCGGAGUCCCAGGUGUUAGUACGCCGCAUGGGGCGAGGAAGCCAGAGGUAGCUCACAGAAGCAGGAACAAGCUUAGGGGCUCACUGCAGCCCGAGUCGCUCUGGGAGAUGCCGGGUCUGGUUUGAACCUGGAUUGGCCGGACUCCAGAGCAGUGGGUUUCUCCCAGAUACUCUGGUCCCUUAUUCAAUCUGAAUCUUCCUUGGAGACUCAGUGGCCCAAACCCUAGGUCUUCUGCGUCUCUUAAAUUGUUCUCACCAACAUCCAGGAGAGUGGCUCUGCUCCCCGGAUCCCGCCACACCAGAGGUCUGUCUGUGGGCGCUCUCUGUCUCUCGGUCACCUCCUCUCUCCUUGUCCCUCUUCUUCCAUUCUCUGCCCCCCCCCAUGAAGGCUGAGUCAGAGACGCUUCCCCUUGGCUCCGCUGCCUCCCAUGGGGGCCCCUCCUUGGCCGUAUCCGUUUGUUAGCUCGUCACUCCCUCAAGUCCUCUCCGCCCCCCUCCUGGGGCGGGGAGCCCAGAGGCUGGGGGAGGGGGUGGACUUUUGGCCCAUUUCUUUUAUUCCCUCCAUCUCUUCGUCAACAGCUACCCGGUGCUCUAGGCUCAUUCCUCUGCCUGGACCUUCCUGGAAGCAGAGACCCAGAGAGAGGGCCGGGGAUAGAAACCGGGAGACAGACCUGAGGCCCAGACUGCAGCCGGCCCCCCUUCUCUCUCCUCAGCCUGCCUUAGCAUCCCAACUUAGCCAAAGCCCCUCAGGUUCCCCAGGGGCUCAGCCCCCUCCCCUUCUCUGGGGCCCCCAGCACCCCUCCGGGCCCUGCAUCCCACCAUGUCGGUGGCCGUGGAGACCUUCGGCUUCUUCAUGGCAGCCCUGGGGCUGCUGAUGCUGGGGGUGACCCUGUCACACAGCUACUGGCGGGUGUCCUCCGUGUACGGGAGCGUCAUCACCACCACCACCAUCUUCGAGAACCUCUGGUUUACCUGUGCCACCGACUCCAUGGGAGUCUACAACUGCCGCGAGUUUCCAUCCUUGCUGGCCCUCUCUGGGUACAUCCAGGCCUGCCGGGCGCUCAUGAUCACCGCCAUCUUCCUGGGCUUCCUGGGCCUCUUCCUAGGCAUAGUGGGGCUGCGCUGCAUAAGCAUCGGGAACGUGGAGCUCUCCAGGAAGGCCAAGCUGGCGGCCACUGCGGGGGCCCUACACAUACUGGCUGGUUUCUGCGGGAUGGUGGCCAUCUCCUGGUACGCCUUCAACAUCACCCAGGAAUUCUUCGACCCCUUGUAUCAAGGGACCAAGUUCGAGCUGGGCCCCGCCCUCUACCUGGGCUGGAGCGCCUCCCUGCUCGCCAUCUUGGGCGGCUUCUGUCUCGGCUCCGGCUGCUGCCGCGCUCCCGACGCGGACCCGGCCGCCAGGCUCGCCUACGGGGCCUCCGCGGUGCAGUCCCCCGGCCUCGCUGACCCCCUGAGCUCCGCGGCCUUGGACGAAGACGGCGACAGCACCUUUGGCAAAUACGGGAAGAACGCUUACGUGUAGGACGCCUGUGGACCCCAUUCCGCUCCCACUGCCCCCAGAGGAGAGAGGUCCCCCGAACCCCGGGUUGCAGGCCACGCCCCGACUCCACCCCGUGCCCGGAAGCCACGCCCAGCUCUGACCACGCCUCCGGUCCCGCCUCCCUCCCCGGCCACGCCUCCUGCCUGCCAAGAACCCGCCUCCUGAGAACUCCCUGCGGACUCCUGGGGCAGGACUCCUGGGCGCUGAUUGGUUAAGGGGGCGGCGGCGUCCCCUACCGUUUGUAUUCUGUAUAAAUACAUGUAUAAAUAAAUUUGUACUAUGAACUGUU
Ailuropoda melanoleuca (giant panda) is the source of this 2908-nucleotide messenger RNA. RefSeq names its product claudin 15 (gene CLDN15). The record is from RefSeq and is a predicted model, not a curated record. Gene Ontology annotation, molecular function: structural molecule activity. The transcript is spliced from 5 exons. Bases 1900 to 2601 code for a protein of 233 amino acids. Gene Ontology annotation, cellular component: membrane; bicellular tight junction. NCBI's taxonomy places the organism in Eukaryota, Metazoa, Chordata, Mammalia, Carnivora, Ursidae.